Salvia splendens (bonfire salvia) is the source of this 1541-nucleotide messenger RNA. Its product is annotated as homogentisate phytyltransferase 1, chloroplastic. Gene Ontology annotation, cellular component: membrane. The record is from RefSeq and is a predicted model, not a curated record. Gene Ontology annotation, molecular function: prenyltransferase activity. The coding region runs from base 133 to 1341 and encodes 402 amino acids. The transcript has 12 exons. NCBI's taxonomy places the organism in Eukaryota, Viridiplantae, Streptophyta, Magnoliopsida, Lamiales, Lamiaceae.
GUAAAUUUCCGGCAGACUGCAGCCAGCGACCAAUGAUUGAAAUACAAAGUGUUGAACUUGAACAUGCAACCAUCACACUCUUCCUCUUCACCAAGAGACACAGAUAUUUUCCACUUCCGAGCUUGAGAAGAAAUGGAGUCAAUGUUAAUUGGGUCUUUCCAGAAACCAACGCUCUCGUUUCCCUUUGCAGCUGAGUUAUGCUCGCUUCCUACUGCAGGUAAUAAUUUAAUAUGCAAAGAUUUCAGCACUGUAGGAAGGCUCUAUUCCCUACCCGAGAGAUUAUGUGUGCGGAGGCGAAAUUUGAUGCACCAACCUGUCAAAAAUAUAGCCCAAAGAAGAAUUACACUGAAUCCGAAGGGUGAUUCAAAGUAUGUAGCAAAUUCAUCUUCAGGGCAUUCUCUUGAAUCUGAACCUUCUAAGAGCCCUUUGGGUCCAGUGCAACAAGCCUUUGAUGCUUUCUACAGGUUUUCGCGGCCUCAUACGGUUAUAGGAACAGCACUGAGCAUCGUUUCAGUUUCCCUCCUUGCGGUUGAGAAAGUAUCAGAUUUUUCUCCAUUAUUUUUUGCUGGCUUGCUAGAGGCUAUCAUUGCUGCUCUGUUGAUGAAUAUUUAUAUUGUUGGCUUAAAUCAAAUAUCUGAUAUAGAAAUUGACAAGGUAAACAAACCAUACCUUCCGUUGGCAUCUGGAGAAUAUUCGCUCAAAACUGGUGUAUUGAUUGUAUCAUCAUUUGGCAUCUUGAGCUUUUGGCUUGGAUGGGUUGUUGGUUCAUGGCCUUUAUUUUGGGCCCUCUUCAUCAGUUUUAUGCUAGGAACUGCGUAUUCUAUUGAUAUACCACUUUUGAGAUGGAAAAGAUUCGCUGUAGUUGCAGCGAUGUGCAUCUUUGCUGUGCGAGCCGUGAUCGUGCAAAUAGCUUUCUAUUUGCACAUCCAGACUUAUGUGUUUGGACGACCAGGCACCCUAACAAAGCCUGUGAUUUUUGCAACUGCAUUCAUGAGCUUCUUCUCCGUCGUCAUUGCGCUGUUUAAGGAUAUACCCGAUAUUGUUGGGGACAAGAUAUAUGGAAUUCAAUCAUUUACAGUCCGACUUGGCCAAGAGAAGGUUUUCUGGAUCUGCAUUUCACUUCUUGAAAUGGCAUAUGCCGUUGCAUUGUUUGUCGGAAUUACAUCUUGUUGUACGUGGAGCAAGUGGGUCACGGUCAUUGGCCAUACUGUGUUGGGUUAUCUGCUGUGGAGGCGAGCAAAGUGUAUUGAUUUCAAGAACAAGGCAGCAAUAACAUCCUUUUAUAUGUUCAUAUGGAAGCUCUUUUAUGCCGAGUAUUUGCUCAUUCCUCUGGUCCGGUGAUCUUGGGUUCGUCUUUUAUGGCGACAGUGGCAACGGCUGAGGCUUGGUACUAGUUAUACAAUAUUCAUAAUUAACUCAGAUCAGAUGCCCUACAAUGAACCUGUCUAUAUUCGCCUAUUCUAUUUCGUGUUCGCUAAAAGUGACAAUAUCACAUCGUCAACCUCAUAAAUUUAUUUGUUUGAAUUUGCAAAUUUACAUAA